This is a messenger RNA of Meloidogyne enterolobii, 747 nucleotides long. NCBI's taxonomy places the organism in Eukaryota, Metazoa, Nematoda, Chromadorea, Rhabditida, Meloidogynidae. The record is from the annotation of a GenBank genome assembly.
AUGUUUGACCAAAGAAUUCUUCAAAAUGCUAGCAGCGCUUGCUAUUAUUUAAAAGAUGGGCCUUAUGAUAAUGAUAAUACGCCUGUGACUAACGAAUUUUGCAAAAUAAUUAAUACUUUACAACUUCGUGUGAAUGCGUGCAGAAAUUCUUUUGAGGCAGGCGAACAACGUUACUAUAAAAAUUUCCAUAGAUUUUAUCAAUUUAUACGACAUCAUUAUUAUAAUAAACGUAGCAUUUUUCAAUUUGAAUGUGAUGAAACUAGGAUUAAACAUAAAAUUUACCAAAUUUUAAAUCCUGGUGUGAUAGAAGAAAAUUGGGGAAUAAAUGAAAGUUUUCAAAAUUUAAAUGAUCAUAUUGCGGAAAUGCUUGAGAAAUCUGUAAAAUCUCUCAAAGAAUAUAAAAAUGCGAAAAGGAAUAAAAAAUACUUUACUGAAUUUGACUUUAAUCGAGAUGUUAUAAAACAACAUGUUAUCGAUUAUGAUGCAAUCGAUGAUUCAUUUUUAGAAAUCACGGAAAAUGCAUGUGAAAUUCAGUAUGGUGUAUCUCGUCUUUGUGAACAAGGAGGACCAGUUAAUUGUUAUUCAAUUAAAGGUUCUCUUUCGAUGUUUGCAGUGGAACUUUUUGUGACAGCAAUUGAAGUAGAUGGAUUUGAUUUUCUGUUAGGGAAAUGGCCUUUCCAUAUCUUUAGAUAUCAAGUUGAAGAAAAUGUUAAUCAACAAGAUGAAGAUCACGAACAGAUUCCUUGA